Sitophilus oryzae (rice weevil) is the source of this 3690-nucleotide messenger RNA. It is a transcript of the gene Cht7, whose product is annotated as probable chitinase 10. Gene Ontology annotation, cellular component: extracellular region. Gene Ontology annotation, biological process: carbohydrate metabolic process; chitin catabolic process. The record is from RefSeq and is a predicted model, not a curated record. NCBI's taxonomy places the organism in Eukaryota, Metazoa, Arthropoda, Insecta, Coleoptera, Curculionidae. Gene Ontology annotation, molecular function: hydrolase activity, hydrolyzing O-glycosyl compounds; chitin binding.
UUAGUACUGCUGCAGAAUUCGUACUGUGUGCAGUAGUAGUAGUUCGGAGCGUACUAGACUGCAAAGUACGAGAAAAAAAUAGGGUUUAAAAAAACGCGGGACAUUUGAAUUUUUAUUAUUAAUUCGAAAAGCCAUUUUAAAUUGUUUGUGAUUUUGUUUUGUGACUGGUGGAUUUUUUGAUAGAAGAUUUUUAGGAUUUUCUCUUCUUUAAUUCAAUUUUGGAUUCCAAUAUGAUUCCACGACCCAGAUGUAAACUCAGAACAUUCCUAUUUAUAUGCCUAGUAUUCCUUAUUUUAGUUCAUAUAGCCAAUUCUGAACGGGAAAAAGCUACCAGAAGACGACUUAGGCGACCUGUAAAACCUUUGUCUCAAAGGACAUCCAGUUCUAAAGACCAGGAUGUAUCACCGAGUGUAACAAAAUUGCGCAGGACUAGGCCAGGGCAUAAAAGAACAUCUGACAACGCUGUAAGCGCUUCUAGUAAAACUAAAGAUAAGGAUGGAUAUAAGGUGGUGUGUUACUACACCAAUUGGUCACAAUAUAGAAUUAAAAUUGGAAAAUUCUCACCAGAAGAUAUUUUACCGGACCUUUGCACUCAUAUUAUCUUUGCUUUCGGUUGGUUGAAGAAAGGAAAGCUUUCGUCUUUUGAGAGCAAUGAUGAAACAAAAGAUGGCAAAGUUGGUUUGUACGAAAGGAUUCAGAAGCUAAAGAAAGCGAAUCCCAAUUUAAAAACUCUUUUGGCUAUCGGUGGUUGGUCUUUUGGUACACAGAAAUUUAAGGACAUGUCAGCUACGAGGUAUAGCAGACAGACAUUCAUCUUUAGUGCAAUACCAUUCUUGAGAGACCGUGGUUUUGAUGGGUUAGAUAUGGAUUGGGAAUAUCCUAAAGGAAGCGAUGAUAAAAAGAACUUUGUUUUGCUUUUGAAAGAACUUCGAGAAGCCUUCGAAGCAGAAGCUCAAGAAGUCAAGAAGCCACGACUUCUCCUAUCAGCAGCCGUUCCAGUCGGCCCCGAUAACAUCAAAGGAGGCUAUGACGUUCCAGCUGUAGCAUCUUACCUAGAUUUUAUUAACUUGAUGGCCUACGAUUUUCACGGAAAAUGGGAAAAAGAAACUGGACAUAAUGCCCCACUACAUUCCCCUAGUUCGGAUAGUCAAUAUCAGAAACAACUAAAUGUAGAACAUGCCACAAAUUUGUGGGUUAAAUUGGGAGCACCGAAAGAAAAAUUGGUAAUAGGGAUGCCUACAUACGGAAGAUCUUUCACACUCUCUAACACGGCUAAACAUAGUGUGCAUUCUCCAUCAAAUGCCGGUGGAAAGGAAGGAAAAUACACAAAAGAAUCUGGAUUUUUAGCUUAUUACGAAAUUUGUGAAAUGUUGAGAAACGGUGCCACUUAUUAUUGGAACGAAGAGAUGAAAGUUCCAUACCUGGUCGAUGGUGAUCAGUGGGUCGGUUUCGAUGACGAGAAAUCAAUCAGACACAAAAUGAAAUGGAUUAAAGAAAACGGAUAUGGUGGUGCUAUGGUAUGGACAAUUGACAUGGACGAUUUUACUGGUACGGUAUGUGGAGGAGAUGUAAAAUAUCCACUAAUAGGUGCUAUGAGAGAAGAAUUACGUGGUAUAACUAGAGGUAAAGAUGCCAAAGAUGUAGAUUGGGCUGCCAUUGCCGGACCUAGUGAAGAUGAGGAAGAGGAAGAAGAAGAGGAGAAACCAAAACCUAUUAAAAUAUCUGCUUCAGAAGUACUUAAACGAGCUAGAAAACCGUCAACUAAAUCGAAUAAGGUCAUCAACAAAAAAGUUCGCAAACCCCAAGUCUUUUGCUACAUAACCAGUUGGUCUCAAAAGCGUCCAGGAGCAGGAAAAUUCUUACCAGAAGAUAUUAAUCCAGCUUUGUGUACUCACAUUAUCUAUGCUUUUGCUACUUUGGAGGAACACAAGCUUACAGAAGCCAGCGACAAAGAUCCAGAAAUGUAUGAUAGAGUUAUAGCAUUAAGAGAAAAGAAUCCGGACUUGAAAGUUCUUCUAGCUAUCGGAGGCUGGGCGUUUGGUUCUACACCGUUUAAGGAAUUAACUGGAAACGUAUUCAGAAUGAAUCAGUUUGUCUACGAUGCUAUAGAUUUUCUUAGAGAGUAUAAAUUUAAUGGAUUGGAUGUAGACUGGGAAUAUCCUAGAGGUGUCGAUGACAAAAUAGCAUACGUUUCCCUACUGAAAGAGCUAAGAGUAGCAUUCGAAGGGGAAACUAAAACAAGUGGACAGCCCCGAUUACUUCUUACAGCCGCUGUUCCCGCAUCUUUCGAAGCUAUAGCUGCCGGAUACGAUGUUCCAGAAAUAGCCAAAUAUUUAGAUUUCAUCAACGUAAUGACAUAUGAUUUUCAUGGUCAGUGGGAAAGGACUGUAGGCCACAACAGUCCUCUGUUUCCUUUGGAAAGUGCUACAGGUUAUCAAAAGAAAUUGACAGUUGAUUAUUCUGCUAGAGAAUGGGUCAAACAAGGAGCACCUAAAGAAAAAUUGAUGAUUGGUAUGCCAACAUAUGGUCGUAGUUUCGAGUUGGUUAACGAAACCCAGUACGAUAUCGGUGCACCUGCAAGCGGUGGAGGCAAACCAGGCAAAUAUACUUCCGAAGCAGGUUUCAUGAGUUUCUAUGAAAUCUGUGAUUUCCUGCAAGGCGAUAACGUGACCCUGGUUUGGGAUAACGAACAACAAGUACCCUUCGCUUACAAAGAGAAUCAGUGGGUUGGUUUUGAUGACGAAAGAAGUUUGAAAACUAAGAUGGCCUGGCUGAAGGAAGAAGGAUUUGGAGGCAUAAUGAUUUGGUCAGUUGAUAUGGAUGACUUCAAAGGUUCCUGUGGUAGUGGAAAAUAUCCACUCAUUAAUGCGAUGAGACAAGAAUUAGAGGGCUAUAAAGUAAAGUUAGAGUUUGAGGGCCCUUAUGAGACUAAUGUCGGUUCAGGACAGUACACCACCAAAGAUCCGACCGAAAUAACAUGCGACGAAGAAGACGGUCACAUCAGCUACCACCCUGACAAGGCGGAUUGCAAAAUGUAUUACAUGUGUGAAGGCGAACGAAAACAUCACAUGCCAUGUCCGGCCAAUCUAGUCUUCAACCCCAACCAAAACGUAUGCGAUUGGCCAGAAAAUGUCGAAAGCUGUCAACAGUUUACCCCUGCCCCACCACCGAGCCGAUAGAUAACCAUAUGUUGCGCUUUCUUAAUUGUUAAAAAUAAAUGUAAAAUUGUAACUUGGUUUAGUUAAUUUAUUGUACAUAGAAAAAAUUACAAAUUGAUAUGAUCGUUAUAAAUAAUUAGCGGUAUCCGCUUAGUGUUUCUCUGUAAUUAAAAUCAUUCAUGGUGUAUAAAAAAUGAAAUACCUGAUAUUAUGUGAAUGUCUAACCAUAUUAUCGAUUGCAACUAUGAUCUGUGUGAUAAUUUUAGGAAUGAAAAGGAAUUUACAGUAUAAUUUUAAUAUUCCAAAAAUUAGAGAAAUUUUCACUGCCAUAAAAAUAUAUUAAAGUUCUUUAUAUCUAUUUUUUGUCAUAAGUAUUUUAGUCUAAUCUGAUUUGAAAAUAUUUAUAUAGAUAAAAAACAUGUAAAAUGGAUUUGUAGUUUACAUAAAAUUUAUUAAAUGAAAAAUAAACAUAUUUUUAUAUUUUUAUCUUACUAUUUUGUGUAUUACUGUUAUAAUUAAGCGAAUAUAGUUU